Erinaceus europaeus (western European hedgehog) is the source of this 2146-nucleotide messenger RNA. Its product is annotated as zinc finger protein 14-like. Bases 310 to 2007 code for a protein of 565 amino acids. The record is from RefSeq and is a predicted model, not a curated record. Gene Ontology annotation, molecular function: RNA polymerase II cis-regulatory region sequence-specific DNA binding; DNA-binding transcription activator activity, RNA polymerase II-specific. Gene Ontology annotation, biological process: regulation of transcription by RNA polymerase II. Lineage: Eukaryota; Metazoa; Chordata; Mammalia; Eulipotyphla; Erinaceidae. The transcript is spliced from 5 exons. Gene Ontology annotation, cellular component: nucleus.
UUCACCAUGUCUCCCAGUUCAUCAGAAAAACAAUGUGGAAAGGCUCCCACUAUACAGUCCCACCUCUAGACCACCAGGGUCUGGGUCUUCUCCUGAGUUUCCUGGAUAGUCUUCUGCCCCUAUGUCAGCACAGAGCCUCCAUCUGAUGCUCCAGCCUCCAAGGGAAAGUAGCAGUGGAGACUCACAGUUACAUUUGGUUCAGUGCUUCUCAGAAAAGAGGCCUUGAUGGUGGGUUAAAAUCCUAGUCUGAAGCUCCUGCUAUGAUUUCUCUUCAUUGCCUGGCCUAAAAGAAAACUGAAAGAGGAAGGAAUGGCAGUUUCUCAGUGCUCAGUGACCCCUGAAGACGUAACUGUGAUAUUCACUCAAGAGGAGUGGGCACUAUUAAAUCCUUCAGAGAAGAAACUCUACAGAGAUGUGAUGUGGGAAACCAUUGUGAACUUUGUCUCAAUAGACAGAUUACAAGGGGACCAUUCUACAAAAGAGCAGCAUAACCAAGGAAGUAAACAAAGUAAUAUAGUCAAAAUCACUGAAGCCAAAGAAAGAAGUCAAGAUGGUGAAAAACCUCAAGAAUGUGAAGUAGACAGCAAAGUAUUCACUUAUUCUAGUUAUCUUCAAAAGCAGAAAAUAAUUCCCAUUGUAGAGAAAUCUUAUGAGUGUAAACAAUGUAGUAAAACAUUCAGGCGAUCCAGUCAUCUUCGGGAACAUGAAAGAACUCAUAAUGGAGAGAAACCCUAUGAAUGUAAACAGUGUACUAAAAAAUUCAGGAGAUCCAGUAAUCUUCGGAUACAUGAAAGAACUCACAACGGAGAGAAGCCCUAUGAAUGUAAGCAAUGUACUAAAACAUUCAGUCAACUAAGUCAUCUUCGCACACAUGAAAGAACUCACAGUGGAGAGAAACCCUAUGUUUGCAAGCAAUGUAGUAAAACAUUCAGUUGUUCCAGUUAUCUUUGGACACAUGAAAGAACUCACAGUAGAGAGAAAGCCUAUGAAUGUAAACAAUGUAGUAAAGCAUUCUUUACAUCCAGAUCUCUAAAAAACCAUGAAAAAUCUCACAGUGGAGAAAAGCCCCAUGAAUGUAAACAAUGUAAUAAAACAUUCUUUACAUACAGAUCUCUUUGGAAUCAUGGAAAAACUCAUAAAGCCGAGAAACCUUAUGAAUGUAAACAAUGCAAUAAAACAUUCAGUUCUUCUAGUCAUCUUCGAGAACAUGAAAGGACUCACAGUGGAGAGAAACCCUAUGAAUGUAAAGAAUGUACUAAAACAUUCAGGCGAUCCUGUCAUCUUCGGGAACAUGAAAGAACUCACAGUGGAGAGAGACCUUAUGAAUGUAAACAAUGUAGUAAAGCAUUCUCUACAUCCAGUCAUCUUCGGAAUCAUGAAAAAAUUCACUGUGGAAAGAAACCCUAUGUAUGUAAACAAUGUAGUAAAACAUUCAGUCAACACAGUCUUCUUCUGAAACAUGAAAGAACUCACAAUGGAGAGAAGCAUUAUGAAUGUAAACAAUGUACAAAAACAUUCAGUCGACCCAGUCUUCUUCAGAUACAUGAGAGAAUUCACAGUGGAGAGAAACCUUAUGAAUGUAAACAAUGUAGUAAAGCAUUCAGAUUUUCUAGUUCUCUUAGGAAACAUGAAAGAAUUCACAGUGGAGAGAAACCCUAUGAAUGUAAACAAUGUACUAAAACAUUCAGUCAAUUAUGUAAUCUUCAUACACAUGAAAGAAUUCACAAUGGAGAGAAACCCUAUGCAUGUAAACAAUGUGGUAAAACAUUCAGUCAGUCCUGUUCUCUUCAGACACAUGAAAGAAUUCACAGUGGAGAGAAACCUUAUCAAUGUACACAAUGUAAUAAAACAUUCAGAUUUUCUAGUUGUUUGAGGACACAUGAAAGAACACACAGUGGAGAGAAACCAUAUGAAUGUACACAGUGUAAUAAAACAUUCAGUUCUUCUAGUUAUCUUCGGAAGCAUGAAAUAGCUCACAGUGGAGAAAAGCAGUGUGAAUAUAAAUAAUGUAGUAAAACCUCAGAAUAUUCCUCUACUCUUCAGGUACAUGAUAGAAGUCAUAGUGGAGAGAAACUUUGAAUGUAAAUAAUACGGUAAAGCUUUCCAUUCCACUACUAGUUGAGCAUAUGAAAAUAGGCAUUGUGAU